UCAUUUCCCAUCACUUUAUCUUAUCUACUGUUGAUAAAGUGCUUAUACAGUUGCUCUUCCUUGCUGUAUAAGCCAACAUGGUUCGCUUGGAACUUAUCGUUUUGGUCGCUUUACAAAUUUUGCUGGUCAAAAGCUUCCCUGCUGACGUUUUGAUCCAAAAUGCGGAUAAUUCAGAAGCCAAAGCGAUGAACGAAGACCUUGAUGAUCUGAUAAAUGAAGUACCCAACACAGAGAACUCCAAUCGAAUGGAAGAGACAUUGGGCAAUAGUCACGUGAUCGAAGGAGAUAUUUACGUAGAUAAGAGUACAACGAACAUCCUUGGUGCGCUUCAAAACGGUGUUGCCCGUGAUGCCAUUACCAAUGCUGUUCGUCUCUGGCCACGUGGGAGAGUUCCUUACGUAUUUGGAAGAGUCAGUUCUCGCGUGAAGUCUGCCUUUAGGCAAGCGAUCGCAGAAUACAACAGAUACUCGUGUAUUCGUGUUGUGCCCAGAACUUCUGAAAAGGACUACAUCUAUGUUGUCAGCGAAGGAGGGUGUUGGUCGUUCAUUGGUAAAAGGGGUGACAGACAGAAGCUGUCGCUCGGUAGAGGCUGCGAAUACAAGGGUAUUGCUGUUCACGAGUUGAUGCAUGCUCUGGGGUUCUACCAUGAACAGUCUCGCCUGGACAGAGACAAUUACAUCACUAUUCACUGGAAUAACAUCAAGUCUGGUAGAGAUUACAACUUCAGGAAGUAUUCCCACGGCCAAGCCGAUACUCUAAACGAACCAUACGACUAUGGUUCCAUUAUGCACUACCCAAGAAAGGCCUUCACUCGUAACGGCAAGGAAACGAUUGUCCCGAAGCGAUCUGGAGUGACGAUUGGUCAACGACGUGGCCUCAGUCGUAUUGAUAUCAGGCAACUGAAUAAGCUGUAUAAGUGCGGCGAUGUUGUGGUUCCUACGAGGCCACCUACCAAACCUGCUGGCCCCUGUGUAGACGAAUCAUCAGGAUGCAAGAGAUGGGCCAAAGCCAGGUACUGUGUAGAAGGACGGUUUAUCAAUUACAUGAGGAAAAAGUGCAAGAAAAGCUGUGGACUUUGCAAGGGAACAG
Actinia tenebrosa (Australian red waratah sea anemone) is the source of this 1089-nucleotide messenger RNA. RefSeq names its product hatching enzyme 1.2. Gene Ontology annotation, molecular function: metalloendopeptidase activity; zinc ion binding. NCBI's taxonomy places the organism in Eukaryota, Metazoa, Cnidaria, Anthozoa, Actiniaria, Actiniidae. Gene Ontology annotation, biological process: proteolysis. The record is from RefSeq and is a predicted model, not a curated record.